Molecule: messenger RNA, 936 nt
Organism: Monoraphidium neglectum
Lineage: Eukaryota; Viridiplantae; Chlorophyta; Chlorophyceae; Sphaeropleales; Selenastraceae
Exons: 3
Coding region: 1-936 (311 amino acids)
Biological process (GO): regulation of transcription by RNA polymerase II
Cellular component (GO): SAGA complex
Molecular function (GO): transcription coregulator activity
Source: RefSeq, a predicted model, not a curated record
AUGUCCUCCCUAUGGGACCGCCUACUUUCUCGGAUAAGCGACACCCAGACCGCCGCUCGUGGCGCCGGCGCCGGGCAGCUGGGAACUGUGAAGCCACACGACAUCGACUUUUCCGCCCUGCCUUUGGGCUACAAACCCGCCAUCGCGAGCCGCCGCGGGGCGCGCCUGCAUUGGACGCCCGAUGGCGACGCGGUGACCGUCCACACCACCAACCACGCGCCGGACCUGCCCCUCUCAGCAACCUCGAAGGCGGAGCUCUUCGCAGCCCUGAACGCCGCCGACCGCAACGGCGGCAUGGCGCGCUGCGCGCUGCUUGUCGAGGCGCGCGCGCUGCGCGCGUGCGGCGGCGCGGCAGCGGUGUGGUCGGUGGCGGAGGUGCACUGUAAGCCCGGCCCCGCGGCCGCCGCCGCAGCGCGCGCGGGGCCGGCGGCGGCGGUGGCGGCGGGGCCGGCGGUGGUGUACGUGGGCACGCUGACAAUUCCAUUCGAAAACGCCAGCAUCGUUUUCAGGGUGGAGUGCGCGGGCGGCGCCAGCCGCGGCGCGGCCGGCGGCUCCGACGCGGCGCCAGCCGCGCAGCAGCAGCAGCAGCAGCAGCAGCAGCAGCAGCAGCAGCAGCAGCAGCAGCAGCAGCAGCAGCAGCAGCCCCAGCAGCAGCAGGCAAAGGGGACCGCGCCGGCAGCGCACCUGCGGCAGCGCCUGGCCGCCGCCGCGGCCGUGACCGGCGGCGCAGAGCUCGACAGCGGCAGCGAAGACGACGAAGAUGAUCUGCCCUUUGACCACCCCCUCUCCCGCGCGCGCCGCGCGCUGCGCGACCUGGCCGCCCGCGCGCGCCUGCGAGGCGCCGCCGCGGGCCGCGCGCCGUUCCCGAUGCCGCUGCUGGUGGCGCUGCCGCCGGCAGACGGCGGGGCCGGGGCCGCCGCGUGGCUCCGUGGGUAG